AUGGCUGUAGAGCAAGUGUUUCAUAUGAAUGGGGGUGUCGGAGAAACAAGCUACGCCAACAACUCUUCAGUACAGAAAAAAGUGAUGAUGAGAGCAAGAACUAUACUUGAAGAAAGCAUCAACAAGAUGUUCUGCACCAAUCUUCCAACUUGUUUGAAAGUGGCAGAUUUGGCGUGUUCUUCGGGACCAGAUGCACUUUUGGUGGCAUCUAACAUCAUCGAUAUCGUCAACGAAACAAGUCUCAGAUUGAAGGUUGAAACACCCACCUUCCAGUUUUUCCUAAGCGAUCUGUUUGGGAAUGAUUUUAAUGCAAUCUUCAAGUCACUCCCGGAGUUCUAUCACACUCUGAAACAAGACACAAGAUGUUUGAUAAAUGCAACGCCUGGCACUUUCUAUGGAUCCCUCUUCCCCUCCAAUUCCAUCCAUUUCUUUCAUUCCUCUUUCUCUCUCCACUAG
Messenger RNA from Neltuma alba, 456 nucleotides. Its product is annotated as 3,7-dimethylxanthine N-methyltransferase-like. NCBI's taxonomy places the organism in Eukaryota, Viridiplantae, Streptophyta, Magnoliopsida, Fabales, Fabaceae. Bases 1 to 456 code for a protein of 151 amino acids. Gene Ontology annotation, molecular function: methyltransferase activity. The transcript has 2 exons. The record is from RefSeq and is a predicted model, not a curated record.